Messenger RNA from Triticum aestivum (bread wheat), 1003 nucleotides. RefSeq names its product casein kinase 1-like protein HD16. Lineage: Eukaryota; Viridiplantae; Streptophyta; Magnoliopsida; Poales; Poaceae. The transcript has 5 exons. Bases 493 to 765 code for a protein of 90 amino acids. The record is from RefSeq and is a predicted model, not a curated record.
UGCGUGCGUGCAGACUUUAACUCCAAGCGAUGAACCUUCCAUAGCCCCAGUGGAUGGUGCCCCAUCUCUCACCAGAUUGAUUUCUUUCAAAAAUAAUCAAUGCUGCUUUGAUUCAUGGAAAUAAUUAAGUUCUUGAAGCAGUAAAGUUCAAACCCUAGCCAUCGAUUACUAUUAUUGUGUUUAUUUAUAUUGUGUGAUUCCUAGCAGACUUAAUUGGAUAAUGUUUUCUUUUUGCAGGGUGAAGCGAACUUGAAUACGUUUCGUGGAAUUUUGGCAAUUACUCAACUACUAACUAAAAUAGAAGGCCUGGUGGUUCCAGUGGUUCCAUCGACACAUGGUGUGUCAGCAUUUGCCUAUUUACCUGAAGGGCCUGCCAAGAGGGUCGCCAAUAUCAGUGUGCUUUGUGCUACAGAAAUGGAUUUUUAAAAACUUGUAGCACAUGGUGUCCUGGGAAUCCUGGCUAUGUAAAUUUCACCUCCCCUAUUCAAAGAUAUGUGGACCUGCUACCUCAUUAUCAGGGGAAGUGUUGGUUAUGCUAGUGUGCAUACUCACUUGGGAAGAAAUGGAAGUAGGAGAGGAACACUAUAUGCUCAACAAUCAUACAAAGUAAAUGAUGCAUUUCCUUCCAAAUGGAUAGACGAAAAGUUGAUUGAGUGUUUCUAUGUCACAUCCAUGGUUACUGCUGGAAGUCGAUUGGCAGUCUUCAUGUACCGAUAUCCUAUUUUUAUAGAUUAUGAAGCAAACACAAGGAUGGACUCACUAUGAACCAUGAAGACAGGGAUCCACAUCAACUGGAUGAUUUAGCUCUCAUUUUGUAUAACUGAUGUAUCAUAGUUGCAUCUUUUAACUGUCCUUUUGUGAACCUGAUGUAUGGUGUCUUGGCGGUUAUGUCUAGAAUAGACUGAAGUGUAUGUACGUGACAUGGUGUCUUGGUGAUUAUGUCUAGAAUAGACUGAAGUGUAUGUAUGUGACAGUUAAAUGGAAUAAAAAAAUGUUUGGUGCA